Molecule: messenger RNA, 438 nt
Organism: Pecten maximus
Lineage: Eukaryota; Metazoa; Mollusca; Bivalvia; Pectinida; Pectinidae
Product: ceramide kinase-like
Exons: 2
Source: RefSeq, a predicted model, not a curated record
UUGGAGAUGAAAUGGCAGAAGACGACGAAAAUGCGACUUUCCAAUCCACACUAGAGAUCCAUGGCGCAGCUCACCAGGUCAAACUCACUCCGACACACAUUUUCUGGGAAAACAUCUAUAAUCGGCAACCAGCAAAAUGCCAACAGGAGGAGCCAUUAUUUCGUCAUUUUGCCCAUUGUGUUCCAGUGAAGGAGAUACUAUGUGUAAAUCCAACCUAUGGAAAGUCGUACACUGAUGACUUGAACCAAGACCAACGCAACCAUGGGUCACCGGUCUAUAUUGAAAUGCGGCCUCUCAAGCCACAGUCAUUUACUCUCAACUAUGUCAAACGGUCAUCUCGCUUCAAAUGGAAGGUGAAAACAAUCACGUUUACCAGCAAGGAAGCCUACCUCUGUCAACAAUGGGUGUUCAGAAUCAGGAAUGCCAUCGACAAACUUG